GGGACACAAUGGGGUCUAGGAGUUGGGCUGGGCAGGGGCAGAAAUCCAGCCUACAGUAGCCUUCUGCUGCUGAGCGCCAUUAGAACAGGUCAGUGCACCUCCUCGGACCUCAGGGCUAGCCCCUCCCCAGGUACUCUCCCGAAGCGCCAGAUCUCCCUUCUCGAAAUCCGGGACUCUCCCUGCUGAACUAAUUUUGGGGACCGGGGACUGGAGAUGGCCUGAAAGCGCUUGCCCCGCCCCACACCCCGCCACCAAGCACUGAAAGCCACAGCUUGUUUCCCGGGCGCCCGGCAUACCGGGUGGACCCCGCUCCCGGAGUCGAGCUGAGCUAGAGGGAAUAGGGGGGAUGAGCUCCCCGUGAACUGGGGGUGGAGGGCCGGGCCGCCACCCCUCCAUCCACAGGUGCCAGUCACUGGAGCUAUGGACUCGGACGUCUGGGUCGGCUCCUGGCGCCCUCACAGACCCCGCGGGCCGAUUGCUGCGCUUUCCCGAGGCCCUGGCCCCAAGUACCAGCUACCGCCCAACACUGGCUACAUCCUCCACGACCCGUCGCGCCCCCGCGCCCCCGCCUACACCUUCGGGGCGCGCCUCCCCGCCCAGCAGCAGACCUGCGGCCCGGGGCCCGGCCACCUGGUGCCUGCGCGCAUGACCGUGCGCGGUCCGGACGGCGCCCCCUCCUACUCCAUCUACGGCCGCCCGCGCGACACGGCGCGCUUCCUCACGCCCGGACCGGGCAGAUACUUCCCAGAGCGAGCCGGGAACCUGGCGUACCCCAGCGCGCCUCGGCACACCAUCGCUUCCCGAAACUGGGGCGCCCAAUCGGAGCAGAAAAGCCCAGGCCCCGCGACCUACACGGUGCCCUCCCUCCUGGGCUCCCGCGUCAUCAGUAAAGGGUCAGCGCCAACGUACUCCAUCUAUGGCCGCAGGGCCGCGGGCGCCUUCUUCGAGGACCUCAGCAAGACCCCGGGGCCCUGUGCCUACCACAUGGUGAGCCCCACGGUCUACAAGUCCCGGGCUCCCCAGUUCACGAUGCUGGCGCGCACUUCUAUGCCAGAAGACUACACCCUGAAUCCAGGGCCCGCGGCCUACAAUGUGGACAAGUACCGGAAGCCGGGUGGCUGGAGCUUCGGGAUCCGGCACUCGGACUACUUGGCCCCGAUCUUAACCGACAUGGACUAUUGACCCGCGUGGCGACCACAGCCCCAUCGAAGCCUGCUUAAAGCGUCCCCACGCA
Echinops telfairi (small Madagascar hedgehog) is the source of this 1234-nucleotide messenger RNA. RefSeq names its product outer dense fiber of sperm tails 3B (gene CIMAP1B). Bases 421 to 1182 code for a protein of 253 amino acids. Lineage: Eukaryota; Metazoa; Chordata; Mammalia; Afrosoricida; Tenrecidae. The transcript has 6 exons. The record is from RefSeq and is a predicted model, not a curated record. Gene Ontology annotation, cellular component: cytoskeleton.